CUGCUGCUUAUCUUCCCCUCUCUUUCUCGCCCUCCCUGGCGGCCAUCACAACAACAACAGCAGCAGCAGCCAACACACCCUCCACCGCCGAUGCAGCAGCAGCAGUAGCAGCACCAGCACCACCAUCACUUGCUGCUGAACACAUUCCCCAACUACCCAACCAACCAACCAGCCCAUCGCCCGCUGCUGCUGACGGAAGCUGGUUGUUUGCAGCUGGGAACAGGUCGCGACAGCACAAGUUGCAUUUCGGCGGGCAGCAGCAAGCAGAGGUGAUGCACACGCACAGACAGCAGGAUGAGGGAAAUGUCGAGGAUACUUGCCACGCGUGCCAGCUGCACUCGUAUCACACAUGGAUGGUAAUGAUGGAAGCGGGCUCGCAUGCCGACUGCUGCUGCUGCAACUUCCCCGAUUCAGCUGCCGCUGCUGUGCUCAUGCAGUGUUCCCAUGUGCUUGAGCGAGAAGCAGCUGUGGACACACACGUCCAUGGUCAUGGUGGACACAUCUAACCACAGCGACGCAGUCAUGUGCAGCAGCUCCGCUAUCAUCACCAUCGCCAUCGACUGCACAGCCGCCAUCACACUCCGGCCGACGCCAGCCCCAAUCUGGCGUGAGGCAGACAUUGCACGUGUCAGCCGCUCUGAUGAAGAGAUGGUGUGCGGCACACUGCUGUUUGCUCAAGGCGCCCCCUCGACACGUGCCUGUGCAAGGCUUAGCGCAUCAGCUCAGGCACGCAGCUGGUGUUCAGCAAAGAGGGCGGGCGGGGUCUGCCUCGACUACUCCCGGACCCAAGCAUGCAGGCUGAGACAUUGCCAUGCCGGACCUCCGGCAGCCUUCAUCCAGAACGCACGAAGCACGGCAGCCCAGAGCAGACACCAUUGUGCUCGAAAACGCCACCACAACCACAAACGUGCGCGACCUCACCACAUUCACGUGCAGACACAUCAACGCGACCCUUUUUGUUGGCCUCCGUGACCCGUUGCUGUUGUUCUUCUCCUUGUUGGUGACCUGCUUCUUUUUCUUCCCGCUUGUGCGCGUUCGCCCUUGUCGGUGCGCGGGGUCCGGGCUUGCUCCUUCGGGGCACGUUC
Messenger RNA from Salpingoeca rosetta, 1085 nucleotides. RefSeq lists its product as uncharacterized. The transcript is spliced from 6 exons. The coding region runs from base 379 to 972 and encodes 197 amino acids. NCBI's taxonomy places the organism in Eukaryota, Choanoflagellata, Craspedida, Salpingoecidae. The record is from RefSeq and is a predicted model, not a curated record.